Messenger RNA from Oryzias melastigma (Indian medaka), 2953 nucleotides. RefSeq names its product low affinity immunoglobulin gamma Fc region receptor II-b-like. The coding region runs from base 1627 to 2565 and encodes 312 amino acids. The transcript has 4 exons. The record is from RefSeq and is a predicted model, not a curated record. Gene Ontology annotation, molecular function: transmembrane signaling receptor activity. Lineage: Eukaryota; Metazoa; Chordata; Actinopteri; Beloniformes; Adrianichthyidae. Gene Ontology annotation, biological process: cell surface receptor signaling pathway.
UGAGUUUGAAAUAAUUGUGUUCUGUUCUGUAUUUUUUUUUUCAAUCUAUGCUUGAAAUAAACCAAUCAAUCAAUCAAUCAAUCAAUUCUUACUGCAGUUGGUGUUGUCUUCCUGUAGGUGGUGCUGCAGCUCCAGUUUAUUUAAUUAAGUCUGUUUAUUAAUCAGUCUGUUCCUGAGUAAAUGGGUUCCGAAUGAGCAGUUAGACUAGUUUGAAUGAGUUUUGCACAAUCUCGUAAUCUAAUAAGUGUCACAGGAAGCAUCCGUUCAAAAUGUUCUGGUGUGUAACCAGAAUGGAGACCAGGUUGUGAAUAACACCACAGAAAACACAGAAUCCAGUUUUUGCUCCACAAGGAUUAUUUUUUCCUUUUCUAUUUUCAUUGAUUUAUUGAUCCCAAAUCAGCUUUUUAGACUCACAGAGUUUUGCAUUGAAAAGGUUUUUCUGUUGCCCAUCUAGGUGACAUCUUCUAUAGAUCUUAGAUGUGCUUCUGAACCGCUUUAAAUCUGGCUCAUCACCCUGAACCUGUCUGCCAAGGGAGACCCCACCAGGGGCAGAAGCCCCAGACAGCAUAGCUCCUGGGAUCACUUGAGCUCUCAAGCCCCUUCACCAUGUUAAGGUGGCGAUUCACGGAGGGGGUGGCUGGCCACUUCCUUUAGAAAUAGGGGAGAAGCUUGGUCACCUGGAGAGCGUUCAUAGUAGAACCGCUUCUCCUCCAUACCGAGCGGAGCCAGUUGAGGUUCUCAGGCAUCUGGUCCAGAUGUCUCCUGGACGCCUCCCUGGGGAGGUGUUCCAGGCACUGGGUGGAGGCCCUCUGGAAGAAACAUCUUGGGCGCCCCCUAGAGGAGCUGGAGGAAGUGGCCUGGGACAAGGACAUCAGGACAUCUUUGCUUAGACUGCUGCCCCCACGAGCCGGUACCAGACGAGUGGAAGGAGAUGGAUGGAUAUUUUGAUUUUAUCUCCAAUAAGUAAGACACACUGUACACAGUGAGACCAUUAAGGGAAAAACACUGAAUGAAAUGUGGAUCACCACAAUACCAUCGCCUCCAUGUCCUGAAUAUCCUGUGAAGUAAAGCUAACACUUUGUUCAUAUUCCUAACUAAUUCUGAGUAGUGUGUAUCCGUCUGCAUACCACUUGGCCUUCAGCUCUAUUCUUUCUGGAGUGAGUUUGACUUCUAUUGACUGUUCUUGAAAACACUUAUAAUCUAAAUUCAAACACUGCUGUAAGUCAACAAACACUGAAAUACUGCUACCUCGUUGUGGUCUCCUGUGUGAUUUCUGUUCUAUUUGAUAUUAUGGACAUGGAGUUUUGUGUUGUGCAACCAUUUUUUUCCUCUGAGGACUAAAAAGCGAACAUUUAGCAACAACUUUUACACCUCUGAGCUUCCUCUGAACCACCUCCAGCCACACAGGAAGUGCAGAGAUCUAUUCUGCUGUCACUUUGUACGUGGACAGGAUGUUGACUACUUCACUCUGCCUAAUGAUGGGUAUGAUGGUUUAUUUACUAGCCCUUCUUUACUCUUUAGUUAUUCACUUGAUUUAUAUUUGUAAUGCUAAAAAUACUUCCCAUUCUCUGAAAUGUGUAGUUAAUGGGAUUCCUUUGCUUUUUUCUGUCAUAGUUGUCGGCCUAAAUGACAAUUAUUACCUUUUCAUGUUGUUUCUUUCUUAAAAAUAUAUAUAUUUUUUGUUUUUAUUAUUUUUUUUUAUCUACUCUAUUUCUCAAUUUUCCUCCAAAAGAGAGUCCUCAGACUGUUCAAAUCUUUCUUAAUCCCUUUCCCUUAAAUCCAGUUAGGUUUGUUGUUUUCCUUCUUUUUUUGUUAGUUUAUCCUUUCUUUAGUCCUGUUUUCUUCUCCCCGUUCCCUCCGACAGUCUGCCUGAGGAUCAGCCCCGACCGGUCUCAGUUCUUCCAGUACCAGUCUUUCACUCUGAGGUGUGAGGAUCCGUUAAACUCCACCGAUUGGACGGUGAAGAGGCGAACGUUGGACGGCGGCGUCAGGCCCUGUUCAUCAUCGGGGUCCCCCUGUGUCAUCAGGAACGCCUUCCCCACAGACUCAGGGGUCUACUGGUGUGAAUCCGAUGACGGGGAACGGAGCAACCAGAUCAAUGUCACCGUCACCGAUCUCUCAGUUAUCCUGGAAAGUCCAGCCCUCCCGGUGAGGGAAGGAUCUGCCGUGGUUCUACACUGCAAAGCUGAGAAUCACCCUUCCCACUACACCUAUGAUUUCUUCAAAGGCGACCACUUCAUCAGGACCAACACUAAUGGGGAGUUGAUCAUUGACGCUGCGUCCAAAUAUGACGAAGCAUCUUAUACAUGUGGCAUCUCAGGAGGAGUGAAGUCCAAGAGUAGCUGGCUGUCGGUAUCAGCCACAGUUUCCCCAUCAUCCUCAGCUCCACCUGCAGACUCAGAAUCCAUCUCUGUCUUCAGACUCGUGGUUCACCUGGUGGUGGGAAUGCCUUACCUGCUGUCCACCGUCCUACUGGGACUUAUAUGCAGAGACCGGAAGAAAGAGGCUGAGAUGGUUGCAGACCAAGACCAGAGGAAUCAUGUCGUCAUGGAGAUAGAUGUAUAGCCACAGCUCAAACGGAUGAAACAGAAUAGACCACAGAAGGUCUAUUUAUUUCUCUGUAUUUCAAGAGUCCUCCUGAAAGCUGACCUUCCUGAAAGACCGCAUGAGUCAUUUAUAAAUCGAUCGUUCUUUUCUAGAAACUCUGUUGACUUUGAUGAGACAUUAACUUCUGCCAGGAUAAUGAAGCUCUGUGUUUAAAGGAAGUGGGCGAAUCACGCAAGCCUGUUCGGAAUUUUUUAUUUUUUUAACCUUCUGUCGAUGUUAGUUCAAGCCAUUUUUGUGUUUUCAUAUAACAGAAAAUCCAAAGGAAUGGGAGCUACGCCUCACUUUUAGACUUAAAAGAACCAAACUUGACAUUAUUACACUCUAACAUAAAGAUUUCUAACAAAAU